AUGCUUCCUCCAUUCCGACGUCCAGCAGCCCCCCCUCCUCCAUCAUCUACCGGUAUAGGACCUCGACGGUCUCUGGGGGAUUCGCUGCCGCGUCGCUCGCUUCUAGCGCCUGAAGUGGCCAGACCUUCAGAUGAGGAUUAUGCUCGAGGGAGAGACAGCGACGAACGUAAAAGUGGGGAGGAACUAGAGAACGAGAAGCCCAGAGAUCGAAGACCACGUAAGAAACGACGCAGUCGGAUUAUCAGCGAACUGAGACCGGUGGAUGGGCCAGGCAGCGCUCUGCCCAGUGUACCAGCUAUCAAGGAUGACGACUCGCACGUCAGCGAUGACCCAUUGGAAGCGCCAGACUCGGGCGAGCGAGCGAAAGAAGUGUUUGCAGCUCAACGUGAAGAAUGCGCACCCAUUCUUUGGGAUCUGUGUGGCACACCGACAUCACCCGUAUAA
Molecule: messenger RNA, 444 nt
Organism: Phytophthora infestans T30-4
Lineage: Eukaryota; Oomycota; Peronosporomycetes; Peronosporales; Peronosporaceae
Exons: 2
Coding region: 1-444 (147 amino acids)
Source: RefSeq, a predicted model, not a curated record